CAUUCAUUAUUAAUGACGACAUCCCUAUUACUUCGGGUCACCUCAACGAAGCCGGGACAACUUGUCAUUCCCCAUCUUGCGAAAUGUCUAGCACGCCAAUUCUUAUUGACACAAUCUCAAACUCUUCGACACUCUCCCGAUCCAACCAUGAAGAGAAAACAGAACCAGGUGGCAUGCAUUCAGGCUGUUCGGCACGACCCGUAGACGAGGAUGACGACCUUACAAUCCGUCCUAGACGCAAACCGCCUCCAAAAAUCCCCAAACAACACGUCAUUACAAACACAAUCACAUCCUACCUAUCCAAGUCCGACAGUCGUGAAGAGGUGGUCUCGGUCACGAUAAACAUCUCACCGGAGGUGUCUUUCACUUUGCACAAACCUCUCCGCAAUCGAUCAUCAUUGGAAGUAAACGCAUGCGAAGCUAUACAAGACUUAAUGGACGCACACGAAUUCUUCAAGAUUAUCAUAAACCCACAGACGGAGAAUUACAAAGACGUACUUCCUUUCCUCAUCACGAGAAGAAAGAAGUUCUUCAAGAAACGCCUGUGGGUCGUACGAGCUACGUUAAAAGCCAUGAACGGGGAAUGGAGUACCCUCGGUACCUCCCCUUCGAUCCACGAGGAGUUUUCGAGUUUUAGCAGCAUCGCGUGCUUGCGGUUUGGUGCGCUGCCACCUGUGGACGUGCUCAUUAAGCUGUCUGUCGAAAUUCAGACGUGCGCGCGCGUCAACAUCGAUGCAGUGCCAAUGGAGCGGCUGGUACAGAUUUUUGAACGUAUAUUUGAGGACUGUCAUCUGCUUUUGCGGUCGCGCACAGUUGCGAAGGCGGCGCCGAGGUCAGGGGCUGCUGCUGCGAAGUCCGCUAUGGAGAGAUUUCUACCGCUUUCGGGAGGCGUCGAUUAUUUGAUAAAGUUUUGUAGGAAUACUUUUCCUGGUCCAGAGGUUCGUUAUCAGUGGACAGAUAGGGGUCAUUUCGAGGAUUAAUCCGGGCUGCAUGGUAGUAAUGGGAAGGACAACAUAAUCUGUAGCAAUAGCACGAAAGCAAU
Suillus subalutaceus is the source of this 1042-nucleotide messenger RNA. RefSeq lists its product as uncharacterized. NCBI's taxonomy places the organism in Eukaryota, Fungi, Basidiomycota, Agaricomycetes, Boletales, Suillaceae. The coding region runs from base 84 to 980 and encodes 298 amino acids. The record is from RefSeq and is a predicted model, not a curated record. The transcript has 2 exons.